Molecule: messenger RNA, 1312 nt
Organism: Raphanus sativus (radish)
Lineage: Eukaryota; Viridiplantae; Streptophyta; Magnoliopsida; Brassicales; Brassicaceae
Exons: 11
Coding region: 137-1291 (384 amino acids)
Source: RefSeq, a predicted model, not a curated record
AUUGUUAAAUGUUAAAAAGUCAAAGAAAAAGUUUGACUUUUUUCAUGCUCAUAUAAAAAUAAAUUAAAAAAGCAAUUUUUUUUGUUCUGAGAAUCACAAAAAAGUAUCAAACUUUGACAAACGAUUGAGCGAAGAGAUGGAUAGACUGAGAGAUUGUAUAGAGGAAAUGGUGAAGUUCACACUCACUCACCCUUCAGAUUUCGAUCUAGAGCUUACCGGAGAUUUCUGCUCCGGUCUUCUCUCCGGCGACUCGCUUCUUCACGCCGGAGAUGAUACUGCUGAAGAAGCACUUGCAGGUGUUCCUGAGUGUCCUCUGUACAAGCGUCUUGCUUCGAGCCUGCUGAAAUCGAUUGCUUCUGGUUGUUUCUGUGGAGGUUUUGAGAAGGUUUCGUUGGGGAAGGAGGUUAUUGGUUUGAGGGAGAAGGAGGAUGAGUGGAGGAAGCUCAUAAUCCAAAAGGGUUCUGAGUUAGUCAACGCCUUGAAGUAUGUAGCUUGUGAGCUUCAAGUUCAAGAGCCCUUAUUCUCCCUCAUGAAAGAUGGCAUCAAAACAGUUGAGGCUAGGUGUUUUGAAACAGAGUUUGAUGGACUUCAACAGAGAGGCUCUCUGGUUAUGAUAAAUAAAUCUCUCAUGUUUGAAGUUAUGGAAAUGCACAAAUAUUCAUCUUUUUACGAGCUGUUAAAAGCCGAGAGUCCAGAGAAAGUCUUUCCUGGCACUAAAACAGUGGAAGAAGGUAUGCAAAUGUUCAAGAAAUGGUGUGACGUUGAUGAUCAAGAGAAGAACAAUGGUGUUGUGGCGAUCCAUCUUAGUAAAUCAGUUUCUUCUAAGCCUUGUGUAGCUUUGUCUCACAUACUCUCUGGCUUGAGUUACACCGGUGUGCAAAGCCUUCUUGGUCUUGCUCACACCGUUGGAUCCAUUUCUCAUGCUCUGCCUCCUCCAAGACCGGUUCUACUCUCUUCCUUUAUGCUUCCAUAUAAACCAAUGAUAAAAGGAUGUAGAUUGAGCCAUGGAGCUAGAGCGUUAUCCAAGCAUGUUGAUCGAAGCAGCGAUAGGUUCUGGGGUGUUCUUUCUGGAUCCGAUUCAGAUAAGAAUAGGCUUGCGAUGGACACUAUCAAUAGCUUCAUUUGGCACUGUUGCUGGAUGAACGUACACAUCGUUCCACCACACGGAGAAGUUUUUGAGAUAAGAGUAGUUCAAGGAUAUGGAGCACGUUGGUCUCGAGAUGGAACCAGAUUCGUUGGAUUUCUUGAGCCUUACACUGAGGAUGGCCACUCCAUGGCUUGGAAGCAUUAGGCACUCACCACAAAAGAAAAA